This is a messenger RNA of Rhineura floridana, 1308 nucleotides long. It is a transcript of the gene HAUS2, whose product is annotated as HAUS augmin like complex subunit 2. Bases 347 to 1000 code for a protein of 217 amino acids. Lineage: Eukaryota; Metazoa; Chordata; Lepidosauria; Squamata; Rhineuridae. Gene Ontology annotation, biological process: centrosome cycle; microtubule nucleation; spindle assembly. The record is from RefSeq and is a predicted model, not a curated record. Gene Ontology annotation, cellular component: centrosome; HAUS complex; mitotic spindle microtubule. The transcript has 7 exons.
GAAAGCCGAAUCCGCACUAUAACAGGAAUAAUGGCGAACCCUCCGCCCGGAAUAAACAGCUUGGGUCCUCCGGGGCUGGACGUUUCCCAGCUUGCCAGAUUCACUUCCGCCACAAACAAUAUGGUGGGAUCACACUUUUUCGUUCUCUGAAUUCCAGUGGCUUCAUUAUGUCAAGGUGGCCCAUCUACCGCAGCCGGCAUGGCUAAGCAAAGUCUACUAUGGUGAUUAGCCGGUUUCCCACACUCAAGAUGGCGGCGCGAGUUUCAAAGAAAGCGAAAGGUGGGAUUUGCUAAACAGCCAAAGCGCGCGCGAAAGUUUUAGGUCAGCGCCAGAAGCUAUCACUGCUAUGGCUUCUUCAAACCCUUGGGAUGCUGUGCAGCCGUCGGCGGCUGGGCUGCUACUAACUCGGUGCCUGUCCGCGGGAGUGGUGUCCCAGGAGGCUGUGGACAUAUGUGGAAAACCAGCUCCUUGUUUUGUUCACCUCUCAGAAGCAGAACAAGUUGCAGAUCUACAAGCUGAACUCAGCCAGAUUAAGCUGGAUACUGAAAUCCUGCAGAUGGAAAAAGAUACAGCAGAUGUUACGCAUCCAUUCUAUCUGACUCAGAAGUGCCAGGCUCUGCAAGUGAUGAACAGGCAUCUAGAAGCAGUGCUGAAAGAGAAGAGGACUCUUAGGCAGAGGCUAGUGAAACCAUUGUGUCAAGAAAGUCUGCCCAUUGAAGCUGCCUUUCACAGGCAUGCAGUAGAAUUGUUGGCUGUGGCGGUGGCUUUCAUUGAAAACCUAGAAAUCCAUCUAAAUGCAGUAAGGAGCAUUCCUCAGAUACCUCUAACUAUGAAAAAUAUGGACAGUGCACUAGCAAAAAUAGACUUGCUGGUAACAGAGACAGAAGAGCUGGCAGAACAUAUAAUGGUGUGGAGAGAGAAACAAAAGGGAAUCUUCUCUGACAAUUCACAGCUGACUGUUGGAUCAGAUUCCUGGUUCAAAAGUAUAUCUCUACAAUAGUGCACACUCCCCCCCCCCUUCUCCUUCCCAAUUUCAAGGCUACUUAGCAAUUUUGUAGGUUGAUAGAACACAUCUGCAUUUUAUUCUUGCUCUCAGAUUUACAACCAGUUGUGUUUGCCUUCCAGAAUGAUUAUUUGUAUGUGGAACUAGUGUUAUGUAGAAAUCGACAAUGGAUGUUAAAUGGACCUGGAUGUUACAAGGAAUAUUUUAAAGAAGCAAUUUCAUGAUACUGCUGUAAUGUCAACUUUAUGUUCAUAUGUCUUAUAUUUUAUAGAAAGUGAAUAAACCUAACAUUACCUAUUUUAAAA